AUGGCAGCUUCUCAGGGACGGCUGACGUUCCAGGAUGUGGCCAUAGACUUCACUCAAGAGGAGUGGGAAUGCCUGGACCUCGGUCAGCGGGAAUUGUAUAGGGACGUGAUGUUAGAGAACUACAGGAACCUGGCCUCCUUGGCAGGUCUUGUGGUCUCUAAGUCAGACCUGAUCACCUUUCUGGAGCAAAUGAAGAAUCCCUGGGAUGUAAGGAGACUGGAGAUGCCAGCCAUGUACACAGGUGGGAUUGGAGCACACCGUCUGGGAGAGAAGCCCCUGAGGAUUGCUGCUCUGGGGAUGUUCCCCUUGGGGUGUGCUCACGCGUUGUGUGAGUCUCAAGUGACCCUGGUCGGCACUGCACUUGGCCCCACCUCAACCGUGGGAUAUCUCCUCACAGCCAACAGCAGUCUUCUGCCUGGGUCUGCUCUCCACACCCCACGUUCCAGCACCCAGCCCUUGUCUGCAGCAGUGGACACCCUCAGGCUGGGUGGACAGGGCAGGGGUCAGUACCCCGUGUGUCUUCCACUACAGAAAAGUACACAUACAGGAGAGAAGACUUAUAAUUGUGAAUAUAGUGAUAUUUCUAAUCAGUCUUCAAAUCUUACUCAACAGCAGAAUAUUCAGGAUCCGCAGAAAAGUUACAAGUGUAAGAAAUGUGAGAAAGCCUUUACUAACUCAGCCAGUCUAAGUAGACACAGGAAAAUUCAUUCAGGAUGGAAACCUUUCAAAGGUACAGAGUGUGGCAAUGCUUCUAAUCAGAAUUCAAAGCUUAGUCAAGAUCGGCAAAUCCACACUGGCAAGAAACCUUAUGAAUGUAAGGAAUGUGGAAAAGCCUUUAUGUCUUGCUCAAAUCUUAGUCAACAUCAGCGAAUUCAUACUGGGGAGAAGCAUUAUAAAUGUACAAAGUGUGGCAAAGCCUUUAAUCAGAACUCAAAGCUUACUCAUCAUCAGCGAAUCCAUACAGAGCAGAAACCUUACAAGAAAUCACACAAAUGUAUGAAGUGUGGCAAAGCCUUUAAUAAGAAGUCAAACCUUACUCAACACCAUAGAAUUCAUACUGGAGAGAAGCCUUAUAAAUGUAAGGAUUGUGCCAAAGAAUUUAAGCAGUGCUCAGGUCUCACUUACCAUCGGAAAAUUCAUACUGGAGAGAAGCCUUAUAAAUGUAAGGAUUGUGGCAAAGCAUUUAGACAGCACUCAAGUCUUACUAAACAUCAAGUAAUCCAUACUGGAGAGAAAUCUUAUAAAUGUAAAGAAUGUGGAAAAGCCUUCAGUUACUACUCAACUCUUACUAAACACCAGCGAAUUCAUACUGGAGAGAAGCCUUAUAAAUGUAAGGAUUGUGGCAAAGAAUUUAACCAGUGCUCAGGUCUCACUUACCAUCAGAGAAUUCAUACUGGAGAGAAGCCUUAUAAAUGUAAGGAUUGUGGCAAAGCAUUUAGACAGCACUCAUGUCUUACUAAACAUCAAGUAAUCCAUACUGGAGAGAAAUCUUAUAAAUGUAAAGAAUGCGGAAAAGCCUUCAGUUACUACUCAACUCUUACUAAACACCAGCGAAUUCAUACUGGAGAGAAGCCUUAUAAAUGUAAGGAUUGUGGCAAAGAAUUUAACCAGUGCUCAGGUCUCACUUACCAUCAGAGAAUUCAUACUGGAGAGAAGCCUUAUAAAUGUAAGGAUUGUGGCAAAGCAUUUAGACAGCAGUCAUGUCUUACUAAACACCAAGUAAUCCAUACUGGAGAGAAAUCUUAUAAAUGUAAAGAUUGCGGAAAAGCUUUCAGUCACUACUCAACUCUUACUGAACACCAGCGAAUUCAUACUGGGGAGAGGCCUUAUAAAUGUAAGGAUUGUGGCAAAGACUUUAGGAAGCACUCAGGUCUUACUUGCCACCAGAUAAUUCACACUGGAGAGAAACCUUAUAAAUGUAAAGAAUGCGGAAAAGCCUUCGGUCACUACUCAAGUCUUUUUCAACACCAGCGAAUUCAUACUGGAAAGAAACCUUACAAAUGUAAAGAAUGUGGAAAAGCCUUUAUCAAGAACUCACAUCUUACUCGACAUCAGAGAAUUCAUACUAAAGAGAAACCUUAUAACUGUAAGGAAAGUGGCAAAGGCUUUAAUCAGAGCUCUCACCUUACCAAACAUCAGAAAACACAUACUGGAGAGAAACUCUAUGAAUGUGGUCAAGUUUCUAACCAGUCAUCACAACUUACUCAACAUCCGAGUAUUCAUGCUAAGGGGGAACACUGCAAGUGGAAUAAAUGUGGGAAAGUCUUUCCUCAAUUAUCAAAUCUAAACGGACACAGGAAAACCCAUACUGGAGGGAAACCUAACCAAUGCACAGAAUGUGGCAAAACCUUUAGCAAGCCCUCAAACCUUACUCGACAUUUCAGAACUCAUACUGCAGAGAAGACUUACAAAUGUACAGAAUGUGGCAAAGCCUUUACUUGGAAUUCAAACCUUAAUCAACAUAGGCGAAUCCAUACUGGGGAAAAACCAUAUAAAUGUCAGAAUUGUGGGAAAGCCUUUAACCAAAGUAUGGCACUUACUCGACAUCAGCGAAUCCAUACUGGGGAGAAGCCAUAUAAAUGUCAGAAUUGUGGGAAAGCUUUUAACCAAAGUAUGGCACUUACUCGACAUCAGUGAAUCCAUACUGGGGAGAAGCCAUAUAAAUGUCAGAAUUGUGGGAAAGCUUUUAACCAAAGUAUGGCACUUACUCGACAUCAGCAAAUCCAUACUGGGGAGAAACCAUACAAGUGUAAAGAAUGUGGCAAAGCUUUUAUCACUUCCUCAAAUCUUAAUCAACAUCAGAGAAUUCAUACUAGGGAGAAGCCUUAUAAAUGUACACAAUGUAACAAAGCCUUUAAUCAGCAUUCACAUGUUAUUCAACAUCAGCAAAUUCAUACAGGACAGAAGCCUUAUAAAUGUACAGAAUGUGGCAAAGCCUUUAAUCAGAGUUCAAACCUUAAUAAACACAGGCGAAUUCAUACUGGGGAGAAACCAUACAAAUGUAAAGAAUGA
Messenger RNA from Cervus elaphus (red deer), 3012 nucleotides. Its product is annotated as zinc finger protein 420-like. Lineage: Eukaryota; Metazoa; Chordata; Mammalia; Artiodactyla; Cervidae. The record is from RefSeq and is a predicted model, not a curated record. Gene Ontology annotation, molecular function: DNA-binding transcription repressor activity, RNA polymerase II-specific. Gene Ontology annotation, biological process: negative regulation of transcription by RNA polymerase II.